AGAGGCUGAACUCAAUCCAACGUUAAAAGAGAACAGACCCCCCCUCCCCUUCGUCCUUGUAGCAUACAUCCCAUCAACAUGUACAAAACAAAGCACCUCGUCGUCCCGCCUCGCCCUAUCAUCCAAGAGCCCUGCUCUUGUCUCUGGCGUCUCGUAGAACAACAGAAAACCCGCGAACACGAAGAACGCCGCCAAGUCGAACACGCCGCAAAACAUACCUCAAAUGCCGUCAAGCUCGUCAAGACCGCACUUGGUUUUACUGGUGCAUUCAACGAGGAUGAUGAGACGGAGGUGGAGAUGAAGCCGCAUGAUAUCGGGGCUUCGCUUGGGCAGAGGGGAGAGGGAGAUGGACAUGAUGAGUAUUCGAAGGCGACGGGGAGGGCUGAUACGGGGAGUGCAAAGAAUCAUAAUGAGGGACGUGGGCCUGAGCCGUACGGUGUUGCUCCUGGAACGAGUGCUGGUCGCGGUGGACGUAGACACAAUUACACGCCAUCCACUUCCACCGUCCCCGGCGAAUUCCCCUCUGAGAAGGUCUACGAGCACCCAGCUCCCGCCGCACUUCGUCUUGCCGAGCCCGUCGGCGCACCUACCCAGACCGCUUUGACUACUGGACCCGACGGCCGCCCCAUCGUCCAGACCUUCAGGACCGCGCAUGAGUCGCCGGUUUCUACAGGUUCUACCGCUUACGAAGAGGAACUCGCCCUCCGUGCCCAAGCCGAGCAGACCCGUAUCGCGACCGCUCAGGCCGAGGCUCUGGAGAGAAGCAAGCAAAGGGAGGAGCAGCGCAAGUGGAGACAGGAGCGUGACGAGCGCGCAGCUCUCAAGUCUGGUGCCAUGAGCAAGUCCUCCGGUGGAGCCUUGGCAUCUCGUCCCCUUCCCGACGUCUUCGCCCGCAACAUCAAAAAGCGCCUUGCGAAGUCUUCUGAGAACAAGAUUGCAUCUUUGAUUUCUUACCGUGAGGAGUUGGUCAACAUCCUCCACCUCCUCAUCCCCCCUCGCCGCCCCCACGACUCCUCCUCAACCCACCCCCCGAUUGUCAGCCCCGUUCCCCACACAGCCCUCUGCCAUACGUGCAUGGACCAACUCAUGCACCACCUCUUCCACUCCCCCGCAACCCGCUCCCCUUACAUCCUCGACCACUCAACCUCCGCCUACCUCUCCCUCAUCGACGAUUGCCACUCCUCCCUCUCAACCCACACCGGAAUGGAAUCCCUAACCCACUACGAACUCGACAUCAUCCUCCGUGCAGAACUCUCCGUGACUGAAUGGCGUAUCGCCGUCAAACUGGCCAGAUACCACAAGAGAACGAGUUUCUUGGAUAUCUUCCCGGUGAGGUUGGGGGAGUAUGCGCAGUUGGAAGUUAAUCGGUCUGGAUUGGGGAAGGGACCGGGAAUUGUGGAGAGGUUGAAGGAGAAGGCGAUUGGGGCUGUUGGGAUGGGAAGUUUGUUUGGGGCGAGGAAGGGGUCGAGUGCGGUACAGGGACCUGGAGGGAGGGAGGGGAUGACGAAUGCGUUUGAUCAGAGUGAUAUGUACUAAGCCUGUGCGUUAGCGAGCGGCUGAGUACUUUUGAAAGGCGUAUAAGGUGCGGUUUUUGGAGAGUGUACGGUUAUUAUGAUACAGACGCUGGAACGUCUACAUGAAUUGGGCGCUAGGCCAUGGCGUUGGUGAUGGGAAGGAGUACUAGUAUUCGCACUAUCCUAAAGGUUUAAGUUAUUAUCGCUAAUGAAUCGAGUUAAUGCAGACAUGAGUGCUUGGUGACCCGACCGCAGCUGGCAUGACACUAUGGAUGAAAGCUGCGGGGCAAUGCUUGUGUUGAACCACGAAUCUCUGUUGUGCGCCGAGACACAAGAUG
Saitoella complicata NRRL Y-17804 is the source of this 1852-nucleotide messenger RNA. RefSeq lists its product as uncharacterized. The transcript has a single exon. Lineage: Eukaryota; Fungi; Ascomycota; Saitoellomycetes; Saitoellales; Saitoellaceae. Bases 79 to 1536 code for a protein of 485 amino acids. The record is from RefSeq and is a predicted model, not a curated record.